AGGGAAGCGAAGGCGAAGGUUAAGGCUAAGCGGCAACAUUAGGAAACGCGACGACAAGACCAGUCGUCUCCUUCACUUCCUUCCUUCCUUCCAGCCAGCCAUAGUAGCAGCCGCUCGUCUCUCUCUCUUGCCCUUUCGCUGCCUCAAAACUUACUUCCCGCUGUUUCUCUUCUUCGAUUCUCACAACCAAUCCCUUCCGUGUGUGUGUUUAAAUUCGCCAUUCCGAACACCUGUGCUCCCGACGAUUUAUGAGGAAACCCAGCGAGCAUUCUCCGCGUCUUUCUUGAGAAAGGUUACUUGUUCAAAAAGUCUGCCCUGUGUUCUAUUAGGUGGGCGGACUUUUAUCUCAAACAAUGGGCAGCACAUUUAAUCCGCAGAUUCUGGUGGACAAGCUGGCAAAGCUCAAUGGCUCACAGCAGAGCAUUGAGACUCUUUCACACUGGUGUAUUUUUCAUAUGAACAAGGCAAAACAAGUCGUGGAGACAUGGGAGAGACAAUUCCAUUGCUCCCCACGUGAGCAGCGAUUGGCUUUUUUGUAUCUGGCAAAUGACAUUCUUCAGAAUAGUAGGCGAAAGGGUUCGGAGUUUGUUGGUGAGUUUUGGAAGGUUCUUCCAGGUGCACUUCAUGAUGUAAUUGAGAAUGGAGAUGAUACUGGAAGGAAUGCUGCACUACGGCUGAUCACUAUUUGGGAGGAAAGAAAGGUUUUUGGUUCUCGAGGGCAGAUUCUCAAGGAGGAGCUUUUGGGAAGGCACGUGGACAAUAAUAAUAGAAAUGGAAAGAAUUCAGGAUUGAGAUUGAGACAUUCUGCUGGAAAUGCAUUGGAUAAAAUAGUUUCAGGUUAUCAUGCAGUUUAUGGUGGGCAACUGGAUGAAGAUGCUAUAUUGGGAAAAUGUACAAAUGCUAUUAGCUGUAUUCAGAAAGUGGACAAGGAAAUUGGUGGUGAUAUUAAUUCUGGGAACCACAACAGUUCUGUGGAGGAACUUCAAGGGCAGCAUGCUAUAUUGACGGACUGUAUUGAACAGAUGGCAGCAGUUGAAUCAUCAAAAGCCAUUCUUGUGUCCCAUCUGAAGGAAGCUCUUCAGGAGCAGGAGUUUAAGCUGGAUCAAAUCCGCAAUCAGUUACAGGCAGCUCAGUCCCAGUCAGAACAGGCAGAAAAUUUGUGUAGGCAGUUACACAAUGACAAUGUGCAGUUAAGAGCUGAACAUGUUAUGAAAGAAACUAAUACGUCCAAAGCGCCCCACAGUUUUCUGACAGGCAGUGGAGAACAAUCAGCUCCAGUAAUGUAUACGCGGCAGGUGUCUUUUGCUGAGAAGUCUGGAGAUGAUCCCAAAGCUGCAGCAGCUGCCGUGGCUGCUAAGCUUACUGCAUCGACAUCUUCAGCUCAGAUGCUGACUUAUGUCCUCUCUUCUCUAGCAUCCGAGGGAGUCAUAGGCAGUAGGAUGAAAGAAUCUCCCAGUGAUUAUCCUUCUGAAAAGCGAACUAAGCUAGAGAAUGACCAUCCAUCUUAUGUUCCGCCGCAGAAUCCUCAAUUACCACCUUAUCCGCAUCCUGAUUCACUGCAGGCCAGUGUACCGGUAACAACACAAGAAUUGGCUGCAAAUGAACAACCACCUCCCCCGUCCUCUCCUCCGCCCCUGCCGCCACUACCACCUCCCAUGCAGCCAUAUCCUGUGCCUCAAUUCCCCCAGACCGUGGGAUCAAUGAAUGUGCCCUAUGGCUACGGCCCAACCCAACAGCAGCCCCUGCCAAUUCCUGGCUAUUCCCCUGUAGCCCCCAUGAACGGUGUUUCUCCCUUCGCUGCUCCUUCAAAUCCCUACCAAACUUUUCAAGGAUCCGAAGGCGGUUUCUACAGCCAGCCGUCAUCCGUGCCAAUGGCACCAAUAUCUCGGCAGUGAAAUUAUGGGUCUUGUUUGGUGUCCAAGUAGCUAGAGGUCUUCUAGAGAUGGAAUUUAAAGGCAACCUGGAGAAUGUGGAGUUUUUUUUUUUUUUAGCCUGGAAGCCCAAAUGCUUGUAUGAUGCAGUUGUGGCACUUGAUAACCCUCAUAUAAGUAGAUUUUGCACAUGGUAAGUAAAUGCUUGUAACCAUAUUUACAUUAUGUUGGAAAUUGAUGUAGCUCAAAACAGUUUUAGUGGGAGGUUGAAUAUGAGAAAUUUAACUAUGUUUAUCUGGA
Molecule: messenger RNA, 2171 nt
Organism: Diospyros lotus (date-plum)
Lineage: Eukaryota; Viridiplantae; Streptophyta; Magnoliopsida; Ericales; Ebenaceae
Exons: 8
Coding region: 354-1895 (513 amino acids)
Biological process (GO): mRNA 3'-end processing
Cellular component (GO): RNA polymerase II, holoenzyme
Molecular function (GO): RNA polymerase II complex binding
Source: RefSeq, a predicted model, not a curated record